UGAAGGAAUUUUCUCUUUUCCAUCAUCUUUUUUUUAAGUUUAUCAAGAUUGAGCUGAUUUGGCCUAGCUCUUUAUAUAUUCUUUCCUUUACUUUUGCUGAGCCAUUAACAGGCAUGUUGCUUCUCUCUCCCUACCAAACCUCUCUUGCUUCUGAGUGCAUUUGCAGUGUGGGAAGCAUGAGGAGUUUUUCUGGUUGGUUACUGAUGUAAAGCUUACAUACACAUAAAACAAAAGAAACCCAUUUCAAGGUUGGUUUUGGUUGAAUCCUUCAACUCAACCACUUCUACCGGCUACCCAGUAGCUCCCUUUAUAACAAGAAGCUCCUUUUCUCAUCUGGGUACCCUUAGAAUUCAAUGGAAACACUGAGAAGGGAAACUGUUCUGUGCUUUGUGGCUUUUCUCUGCUUAUGGAAUUCCGCAAGUGCUUUGCUCUCUCCCAAAGGCGUCAACUUUGAAGUGCAAGCUUUGAUGAGUAUUAAAAAUUCGCUGAUAGAUCCUCGCAGCGUGCUUGAAAAUUGGGAUAAAGAUGCCGUUGAUCCAUGUAGCUGGAAUAUGAUCACUUGUUCUGAUGAUAAACUAGUCAUUAGCCUAGGAACCCCAAGUCAGAACUUAUCCGGUACUCUUUCCCCAAGCAUCGGAAACCUAACAAAUCUCCAGACAGUACUCCUACAGGAUAACAGCAUAUCAGGACCAAUUCCCUCAGAGCUUGGAAGGCUAUCAAAGCUUCACCUGCUCGAUCUUUCUAAUAAUUUUUUCACUGGAGAGAUCCCCACUUCCCUAUCUCAUCUCAAAAGCCUCCAGUACCUGAGGCUAAACAACAACAGUCUCUCCGGAGCAAUUCCUUCAUCCUUGGCUAAUAUGACUCACCUCGCGUUUCUGGACAUGUCCUACAAUAAUUUGAGCGGUCCUGUACCAGGGUUUGCUGCCAGAACAUUCAACAUUGUUGGAAACCCUCUAAUAUGUCCAACCGGGACUGAGAAAGACUGCUUUGGGAGACCAACACCGCUGCCCGUCUCUAUUAGCAUGAACAAUUCUCAAAGCUCUCAACCUUCUGCAAGACCUAAAAGUCACAAGGUUGCCUUAGCAUUUGGGUCAAGCCUAGGAUGCAUCUGCCUACUGAUUCUCGGAUUCGGGUUUCUUCUCUGGUGGAGGCAGAGGCACAACCAGCAAAUAUUCUUUGAUGUUAACGAACAAUAUCGUGAAGAAGUUUGCCUUGGAAACUUGAGGAGGUUUCCAUUCAAAGAACUUCAAAUUGCCACCAACAACUUCAGCAGCAAGAACAUACUUGGAAAGGGUGGUUUCGGGAAUGUCUACAAAGGAUAUCUCCAAGAUGGUACCGUUGUAGCCGUGAAAAGGCUAAAAGAUGGAAAUGCCAUUGGAGGGGUGAUCCAAUUUCAAACUGAAGUGGAGAUGAUAAGCCUUGCAGUGCAUAGGAAUCUCCUAAGACUUUAUGGAUUUUGUAUGACGACGACAGAGCGGCUCUUGGUUUACCCCUACAUGUCAAACGGCAGCGUUGCUUAUCGUCUUAAGGCCAAGCCAGCAUUGGACUGGAGUACAAGGAAAAGAAUUGCCUUGGGGGCCGCAAGGGGUUUAUUGUACCUGCACGAGCAGUGUGACCCCAAGAUAAUUCACAGGGAUGUGAAGGCUGCAAAUAUCUUGCUGGAUGACUACUGUGAGGCCGUAGUAGGAGAUUUUGGUCUGGCAAAGCUUUUGGAUCACCGGGAUUCGCAUGUCACAACAGCUGUUAGGGGUACUGUGGGGCAUAUAGCUCCAGAGUAUCUCUCAACAGGCCAGUCCUCGGAAAAAACAGAUGUUUUUGGAUUUGGGAUCCUUCUACUUGAAUUAAUUACCGGCCAAAGAGCUCUAGAAUUUGGGAAAGCAGCAAACCAGAAAGGAGCUAUGCUGGACUGGGUGAAGAAAAUUCACCAGGAAAAGAAGCUGGAUAUGCUAGUGGACAAGGAUCUGAAGGCCAACUAUGACAGAAUAGAGCUGGAGGAAAUGGUUCAAGUAGCUCUCUUGUGCACCCAAUACCUUCCGAGUCACAGACCUAAAAUGUCUGAAGUGGUUCGAAUGCUUGAAGGAGAUGGGCUCGCAGAGAAAUGGGAAGCGACUCAAAGGGCGGAAGCAACCAGGUGCAAAGCCAAUGAGUUCUCCUCUUCAGAAAGAUACUCUGAUCUUACUGAUGACUCUUCAUUGCUGGUGCAAGCAAUGGAGCUCUCUGGACCCAGGUGAUAUAAUUCCAGUAAAGGAGACAACGGUUCUGGAGUAUGAAAAGAAGAAAGCCAUCAUAGAUUCAGAAAGCAAGAAUCUAUGUUGAAAUGAGUUUGUUGUAUAGUAGCAUCAUAAUGGAGCUCUACAGACUUUGUGUUAAUUUCUGACUGUACAGAACAUGAUUUGAGAGAAACUGACGUUUAGUUGAGUGCUACAUGUCCUUUUCCUUUUGUUCCUCCUGUUGAGUGAAGAAGCUUUCUGGGGAUUGUCCAACUAGAGUGUUGAGCUUUGUGAUCAAUAAUCUUCUUGGAAUGAGUUUUCUGUUUGUCAUCUUCAUUUUUAUUGCAUGUACAAGAAUUUCAAAGAGAUUCAUCGAUAAUCAUUACCAUGGGGGCUCUUCAUUUUCUCUUCUU
Messenger RNA from Vitis riparia (riverbank grape), 2623 nucleotides. RefSeq names its product protein NSP-INTERACTING KINASE 1-like. NCBI's taxonomy places the organism in Eukaryota, Viridiplantae, Streptophyta, Magnoliopsida, Vitales, Vitaceae. Bases 354 to 2231 code for a protein of 625 amino acids. The transcript is spliced from 11 exons. Gene Ontology annotation, biological process: protein phosphorylation. The record is from RefSeq and is a predicted model, not a curated record. Gene Ontology annotation, molecular function: ATP binding; protein binding; protein kinase activity.